AUGACAAAAGCGACAGAAAGAAAAGCUUUUAGUGUUUUUAUUUCUUUUUUUUCUCUCUUUUUCUUUAAUUUCUUUAUUUUUCCUUCUUUAUUUCAUUCGGCCUUUUUUCUACCAUGUUCUCGAUUUUGCAUUUUCUUUCUUUCUUUUUUAUUUACUGUUUCUUAUUAUUCUCGUUCGCACUUUUUCACUUCUCUUUCGUUUAUUUUCUUCUUUUUUUUUUUAAUUUACAUUUCAUUUUUACAUUUUUAUUCAUAUUUAUUUAUACUUAUUCUCCUUCAAUUUCGUUUCGUCGUUUUCCUUUUUUCUUCACUGUCUUAUUUUGCUUGUAUUUCUUUUUCUAUUCACCUUCUUUGCUUUUGUUUUGUUUUUUGUUCUUUUUUUUUUUGGUUUUGUUUUGUUUUUUUGUUGGUUUGUUUUUGGGGUUUUUUUUUUUGUUUCUGGACAACUUUUUCCUUUAUUAAUUUACUUAUAUAUAUAUUUUUUAAUUCUUUCUUUCUUGUUUUGCUUUCUUUCUUUCUUUAUUUCUUUUUUCUUUCUUUACCAUUUUUAUUUUAUUUUGUGGCUUUUCAUUCCCGGUUCUUUCUUCUUUCUUUCUUUCUUUUUAAUUCCUUUUCUUUUUUUCCUUCUGCUUCCCUUUUUCAUCCUUGUUAUUCCUUUUCUUUUCUUUUUUUUUUUCUUGCUUCUUCUUCUUCUGAUUUUCUCGUUCUCUGCUUUCAUUCUUUCAUUUCGUUCUCUUUUAUUCUUCCUCAUACUCGUUUUCAUAGAUUUCUUCAGAUAUUUCUGCCUUUUUCUUUUCUCUUUACUCUUUUCAUGUCACUCUCACUUAUUAUUUUCUUUUUCUUCUUCUUUUUCUUCGUUAAUAUCAACCUUCAUCUACCUUUAUUUCAUUGUUCUCUUAUACUUGCAUUCUUUCUUUCUUUCUUUCUUUCUUUCUUUCUUUCUUUCUUUCUUAUUUGCCAAACAGUUUUGUCCAUGUAUUUUUUAGCCCCCUUGCCUAGUUUCUCUUUCAUUUUAUUUUUAUUUUCUCUUCGUCAAUUUCUCACUUAUUUUCUUCUUUUUUUAUCUGAUUCCGUUUUUCUUCUUUCUUUCUUUCUUUCUUUCUUUCUUUCUUUCUUUCUUUCUUUCUUUCCGUUUAGUUUUUUCAGACUUCUUCCUUUUUUUCUCCCUCUCUUUUUCUUUCUCUCUUUCACCCUCGCUUUCACCCUUUCUUUCUUUGUCCCUUUCUUUCUCUUUUCCUUUCUUUUCCUUUCUUCCUCUCUUUCACCCUUUCUUUCUUUGUUUCUUUCUUUUUUCAAUUUUUUCUUUCUUUCUUUCCUUCUUUCUUUCUUUCUCCCUCUCUUUCUUUCUUUCUUUCUUUCUUAUUUCAAUUAUUAUUAUUUGCUAAAUUCAUCUAUAUACUCCUAA
Messenger RNA from Acanthosepion pharaonis, 1404 nucleotides. NCBI's taxonomy places the organism in Eukaryota, Metazoa, Mollusca, Cephalopoda, Sepiida, Sepiidae. The record is from the annotation of a GenBank genome assembly.